Molecule: messenger RNA, 584 nt
Organism: Eubalaena glacialis (North Atlantic right whale)
Lineage: Eukaryota; Metazoa; Chordata; Mammalia; Artiodactyla; Balaenidae
Product: coatomer subunit zeta-1-like
Exons: 1
Coding region: 1-534 (177 amino acids)
Biological process (GO): intra-Golgi vesicle-mediated transport; retrograde vesicle-mediated transport, Golgi to endoplasmic reticulum; intracellular protein transport
Cellular component (GO): COPI vesicle coat
Source: RefSeq, a predicted model, not a curated record
AUGGAUGAGCUGAUUUUGGACCCCUCCUUGUACACUGUCAAAGCCAUUCUGACUCUGGACAAUGGUGGAGAUAGAUUUUUUGCCAAGUACUGUGACGACAGCUACCCCGGUGUCAAGGAGCAAAAGGCCUUUGAGAAGAACACUUUCAACAAGACCUGUCAGACUGACACUGAAACUGCCCUCUUGGGAGGCCUGACAGUGGUAUGCAAAAGCAGUAUCGAUCUCUAUUUCUAUACGAUUGGCAGCUCAUACGAAAAUGAGAUGAUGCUCAUGGCUAUUCUGAACUGCCUCUUCUUCGACUCACUGAGCCAGAUGCUGAGGAAAAAUGUAGAAAAACGAGCUCUGCUGGAGAACAUGGAGGGGUUCUUCUUGGUUGUGGAUGAAAUCGCAGAUUGGGGGGUGAUCCUAGAGAGCAAUCCCCAGCAAGGGGUACAGCGGGUGGCACUAAAGGGAGAUGUCCCCCUUACAGAGCAGACCAAGUCUCAGGUGCUGCAGUCAGCCAAAGAACAGAUCAAGUGGUCACUCCUUCGGUGAAGACCUCACUGUUCCUGGCUCCUUACCCCCUCAAAAAAUCCACAUGUCUG